AUGUACUACAUCAGCUUUGCACAAUACUUAAGCUGCAAAGGAGAAAAAGCAGCCUUCAGCUGUGAGUUGUGUACAUGCACCUCGCUCAAGGUAUCAAGUCUGAACCGCCACAGGAAAAUCCAUUCUAAAGGAAAACGUCACGUGUGUCCCAUCUGCCUCAAGGCCUUUCGAACAGCUGCUCUCCUGCAGAACCACGUGAAUGUGCAUGCAGGGACCAGGCCCUGUAAACGCAGUGACUGUGAUAUGGCAUUUGUGACCAGCAGAGAGCCACGGCACAGGUGUUACAAGCAUACCUUUGAAAAACCUUUCAAGUGUUCAAUGUGUAAAUAUUCAAGUGCAGAAGCAAGUAAACUGCAGUGACACAUUUGCUCACAUACAGGAGAGCGUCCUCAUGCAUGUUACCUGUGCAGCUAUGCUGGCAAAGAUGCAUAUAAACUGAAAAGACACUUGGCAAUUUUAAUAGGUGAAAAACCACACGAAUGUUACAUUUGCUACACCAAAUUUGCUCAGAGUGGUAACAUGAAAACACACAUAAUAAGGAAGCAUGGAGAAGAUGUGCCAAAAUACCAGUGUCCACACUGCAGUGCCUAUAUUGCACAGAAAAGAGAUUUGGGCUACAAAACAAUCAUGAAACAUUGA
Molecule: messenger RNA, 639 nt
Organism: Lagopus leucura (white-tailed ptarmigan)
Lineage: Eukaryota; Metazoa; Chordata; Aves; Galliformes; Phasianidae
Gene: CTCFL
Product: CCCTC-binding factor like
Biological process (GO): positive regulation of DNA-templated transcription; negative regulation of transcription by RNA polymerase II; epigenetic regulation of gene expression
Molecular function (GO): RNA polymerase II cis-regulatory region sequence-specific DNA binding; chromatin insulator sequence binding; DNA-binding transcription factor activity
Source: RefSeq, a predicted model, not a curated record